Messenger RNA from Osmia bicornis bicornis, 10364 nucleotides. RefSeq lists its product as uncharacterized. The record is from RefSeq and is a predicted model, not a curated record. The coding region runs from base 592 to 2367 and encodes 591 amino acids. The transcript has 10 exons. NCBI's taxonomy places the organism in Eukaryota, Metazoa, Arthropoda, Insecta, Hymenoptera, Megachilidae.
GUUCUUGUUUAUUGCCGGUAUUAUUCAGUUGCAAUUUUAACAAUUUAAUGUGAGAAUAAUAAAUUUCCGCUUUUCAAAGUGAUUUUAAAAAGAAUUGAUUCGUGACGGAAGAUGACUGUAACCUUAUUCGAGAAGUUUCAAUUUAAUUGGAUUUCUACAAACACAUUUUGCUUCUUUAUUAAUUUGUUGAUAUUUUGUACAAUAAACAGAUGGAAUUAUAAUGCCUGGAAAAUCCACUUCAAAUAUCACGUUAAACAUUGUCAAACAUCGCUGAACUUUAUCAUUCUAUUAUAACGUUUAAUCCUUUGGAUAGACGUAAUCUACAAAAUUCCUGAAAAAUCCUGAAGCAGUUUGCAAUGAAAGCAAGAAAAAAACGUGGAUGGAGUGAAAGAAAACACAAUGAAGAAAGGAAAGGUCGAGCCUGGUGGAACUGUCUGGGAAAUGAAAUUAAGAAGAGAAAAAUGGAGACACUUCGCUACUAUUCGAAGACAUUUUCUAACGAGAAGAAACGACUUUAUAAAUCGGGUUGGAAGCUCGGUAAUACAGUGCUGGUCUCUGUUCUACUUUCAUUCGGGAUGAGAAAAUGCCCCAAUGAUGCUGCAUCGAAGCACCUCGUCGCGACGCUCUAGGGCAUCGCGGAAUAUGACGAAUCUCAGCUACACGUCGACGAUCGCUGGACCAAGAGGACGACGUGCUAGCGUCGCGACCGACAGACCAAUUGAUUUACCUCAAACAAGUCCACGCGGAACGAUGGAGCGAUCACCUCGAGGCAGUUUCGUGCCCGACAUCGCUCUCGACACCGAAAACGAUUACGAGAGCACCACCCACAGGACCUUACCGGACCGAGACCAGUACGGAUCACGAAAUAUGCUGAACCAAAAAAUAAGUCGCAGCCCACGCAAUUCUUUGGUGCCUGACGAUUACUACAGAGGUCCCCGGAACGGAGGACGCAGCCCUCGAAACAGUUUGGUCCCCGAUCAAGGAUUAGCACCGGACAUGUUGUACGGUUCGCGACAUUCCUUGGUCCCGGAAGCUCCAUUGAGUCCCAGAAACUCACUGGUACCGGAUAUUACGCACAACAGAAGCCCGCGCAACAGUAUCGCUCCCUUGACCGGUUCAAGAACCUCCUUGUUAUCGGAAAAUGGAAAUCAAAUUCCUAGCCGCAGUCCUCGCCACUCUUUGGUACCAAGUUCGUCCAGAAGCCCUCGCGGAAGUAUCACAAACAUGGAACUGGUAGAUCGUAGUCCUCAGAGAAGUCCACGAGGUUCGAUCGCCUCGGAAUGCAUGAAUCAAAGCCCAAGAAACUCGAUCGCUCCGUAUGAGCAGGUGCACAGGUCAUCGCGCGGGAGCAUUGGUAUGAACGAUGUACACAGAGGAUCGAUCAGUGCUAACGAGGAUGAGACAAGGAGUCCGCGAAGGAGCAUCAAUCCUGAUAUUAUUGAUAGAACCCCCAGAGGCAGCUUCGAUGGCUUGCCAGAGAGGAGGACCACAAAGGCGACCCUGAUGACACAAGAUCCGAGAAGGGCUUCGGCUGAUCAAGGCAUGAAUGGCAGUAAAAACUCCUCCCCUUGCCGACUGAAGGAGAUAAACUCCGGAAGCGUAAAGUCUGGCGGAAGCACGGUCCACAUCAACCUAGGAUGCGGGCCAAGCACUUUCGAGGAUUCAAGACGAGCCAGUAGCUCCGUCUCUCAGUUUUCGAACGACGAAUCCCGUCGACUGUUCACCAACGGUCCCAGUGUACCAAAGAGUACCAAAGAAAAUGGAAAUGUCAGGGUGGUUACUUAUGGAUCGGUCGUGUUUCAAUUGAAAGAUGCGAAUUUGGAAGCAGACAACACCUGUGACUUCGUGCUACGUGCGCUUAAAGUGGUCAGCAGAACCAGGGUGGCAACAGGAUGUCUGGUGUGCUUGUCUGCAGUUCCGGUCUCGAUGUUGAUUUUUGGAUGGAAAUUCUUCAACGAAUGUCCACGGGAACCGAGAAUACCGAUUUACAUGGUAAUCGGCGGAACGUUCGGCUCGAUGUUCAUGACUUUGAGCAUCUACUCGCAGAUACGAUCAAGAAGGCCAGAGGUGGUCAUGGCGCAACCUCAAGAACCUCAAAUCUCUUUCACGAAAUUGAUCACCGUCGUCUUAUCGUUCUUCCUACUCGGCUGGUUCGUGAUGGGAAAUUUCUGGAUUCUCAGCAUCGAAUGGCCAAAGAACGAGUCCACUUACUACGCACCGAACACUCAUUGUAAAAAUCGUUUAUAUAUAUUCGCGCUGGUACAUUUGAUCGUGAUAUACGUGGUGUUCGCGAUCACGUUUCUCGUGAUAAUCGUGUUGGCUUCGUUCAGAAUCCUGGAUUGCCCUCUGCCGGAAAGAUAUAAAUAACCACGGCGGUCUAGCCGUUUGAGAGCUGCGGUACCCGAGGAAACGUGGACGAUCUACGUGGAGGGUAAGGAGAAAUGUGUCGUUCAGAGACACGCUUUGAAAACUGUCGUGGAGCAGAACGAGUGCAACACGGAACCGAAUUCCGCUUAUGUUUCUAACGACAAAGUUGCUCCCGAGACUAUUCCAGAAAAACGUGAUUUCAUGUCCUCCUGUAUUAAUGGAAAUGGAAUGCAGUCCGAAAUGAAUACCGACUACAACGUUGAAUUGGAGAAACAGCAAAAGGUUGAAGCGACUUUUGCUUCGAGUAUGCACGAAGUUGCCCCAUAAUUCGUGACUUAGUCGUUCAAAUCGUAAUACAAGAUCGUGGAGAAUAAACGUUCGAAAAAUUGUCGAAUUCAAAAGUGCCAUGGCUCGGAAGAAAUUCUCUGACAAAAUGAAGAUUCUCUUUAAAAAAAAAAACCUGAAAAGCUAUAUAAAUCAGACUUAUUCGGAAAAACAAGAAUUUUUCGCAAACCCGAGGGCGGUAAUGGAUACGUUUAGAGCGUCGAUAUUCUGUGUAGGUGGGCAAAAACCAUGCGUUUCUCGAAUUUAUCGACAAAAUCGUAGCUAUCGUGGCUUUCGUGGAAUUCAACGAAAUACGUUAGCAAAGAGGGAAAAUUCUGAAGGAAACCCUGACCGUGUUACGUAUCGUUCGAACCAUCCAAAGCGGAACCGAGCGAGAAGAAAAUCGAGAAGGCUCAAUACCGGAAAAGAGGGGAUUAUGGAAGUAGAACGAAUCGAGUUCGAUUGAUUUCUGGAAAACGAACGGAUGAGAAAGGUUAUUGGUUCUUUAUUGCAACGAGACAUGGGUGUAUACGUAUGUAACGACCUGCCACUCGAUCUAACGUCCGAAUCCACUUGAUCGAAUCGAAUUCGACGAUAUACCGCGGCUGCCAAUGCGGAUAUACAUAUAUAUAUAUACGAAACAUCCUCGACAAGGUUUCCUUUCAAACGCUUUAAUGCGGUGAAAGAGAAGAAAAGACAUUCGAACAGCUAACGAAGCAAACGCAGCAGAAAAUUUGUCACGAGAUUGCUGCAACUUUUCAUUUUCUAUUUUUCUUCAUGUAUGUUCUAAGGGUUUCGCGAAGCGACUCGGAUACCUGACGCUGGGAGAAAUUACGUAGAGGGUUCCCUGAAGAGAAUUAGCGAAAGGAGAGUUUACACGAUGGAGUUUGAGGUUGCAGAACAUCCAGGAGCUUAAUGGUGAAACGGGUAGACGAUUGCUUCUCGACCCCUAAUGCGUAAUGUUUGUUGGAGAACUUAAAAGGUAAGCGACACGCUUUCGUUGUUCCUUUGAAUGCUUCCGAGUUCGUUCGAAAGCAUACGCUUGCUCAAGCAUAUAUCGAGCUCGGUAUAAUACGUGGUAAAGUUCACAGAAAAGUGUGUACACUUUUUUGUCAAAAUGCAUACCUUCCCCCCCAGAUUUAUUGUCGUGCUUUCCGUGCAUAUCGUCUCGAUGACGUUUAAUUGUUACGUGAAAAUCCGUACAAAGAGAUUUUGUUGUACAUACUACUUUUUAUAAAUGUUUUUAUCGGCGGUUAUAGGGUUCCAUUCAUACUGUUUGUCACGCAACUGAUGCCUAUGUCCAUCAUCUUCCACAAGGCAUCGCGUUGUCAAUUGGUGUCAGCAAAAAGUUAUGUGUUUCUUUCGUGUAUCAGCUCGAUGCAAUUCUCUAAAGCCUAACUAAUAAUAUGUUGUCUGUACACUAAUUUAAAAAAAGAGAUCGUGUCGUGUCGUGUCGUGUCGUUCCUUUCAUAGUUACAUAUGAUAACGCGUGAUCCGUAAUAAUCCGUUCGAAAUGCCAUCCCAGAAUCCAAAACUUGAUUCUCGUCUGAUUUACAACUAAAGUAACGUAAUACUAACUACCGUCGACUAAAAAAAAUAAAACGGGACACGAAGAUGUCCCCGCAAGGAAGAAGAGAAAGAGAUAAAUAAUUGUCAAUUAAAUCAAUGCAUCGGAGAUUUCAUUCCAUUGUCAUGGAACACGUAUAACCGAUGACAAUUUGAUGUACGCACAUAUAUAUAUACAUGUUCUAUAUAUAUAUAUAUGUAAAUAUAAAAAUAUGCAUACAAGCUGGUACGUUAACGUAAUCGUUAUCAAAGCAUCGACCAAAUCAGAAUGGGAGAGGUGAUAGAUAUCAAAAAUGAAUAGUGGAUAAUUUGUAUUUCUCAAAAAUUAUCCAUUAUCCAUUUAUGAUGAUUGAUUAAAUUUGAAAUUUCAUAUGAUAGGUGUUAACACGUUCACUGUGAACUUAUGAUCGUAGAUAUUCGACGGGUGAAUGAAAUAAGUUAAAAUAAUAUGAACUAUGAUAUAAAUAGUAAUAAGAAUGGUAAUAUUAAUUAUGGGUUCGCAGUGAACGCGUUAAAAGAAAAUUGCGUUCAGGAAGCGUGAAUCUCGUUUGUCAUCCAAAUGACAAUGUUUGAUAGAAGAUUUAUCGAGACACGUUCGACGUCCAUGAUCGCGAGACGAUUCGAAAACGGGUCCAUUCUUAAUCGUCCGUACAAAUAGAUGUUACCGAUCUGUGCCAAUAUUUCGGCACGGAUCAUCGUAUUAAUCUGUAUCGUGUACACUUCGUAGAUGUAAAUGUGUGUGAAUCGUCUCCUGUUAGACAAUUGUCUUCGAUAAUCAUGAUCGUUCUUCUGAUUCGUGAUGAAAGUUGCGAAUAGAUCAUCAAAAUUUCGAAUAUUUUUUCCUUUAAUUAUUCGCUCUCGUUUUGAUUCGUUUAGUUUAAUUAUCCAUUCACAUUCUAAUGCACGAAGCUGGAAGAGAAUAAUAAAACGCGUUUAAUCGGUGCAGAGAUCAUUUUAUUUUCAGGAAAUUCGAAUGGUACGGAGUAAAAUUAUAUUUUAUUUCCAAUCAAUCGAGCGCGUACACCCACGUCGAUAUUACGAUUUGUGAAUGAAUGUAACCUGGCAAAAUAUCGUUCAGUAAAUAAAAGUCUCUAAGAAUCUCGGUAAACAAAAAUGAACGAUUUUCGAGAAUCAACAAUGAAAUGUAAACUGAUGAAUCAAUGAAAACAAGUAUCAAUGAACGCGUGGGAACGACUGGUGGGUGCAACAUAUGAAAAACAAAGGAACAGAAGGAACGAUCAGUUAAUGAAACGCGUCGAAACAAGGGGCAAGAUUAUUUUACAUGACACACAUAUACACUAAUUGCGUAGAUGAUGGAAGCAAAGACAAUUUGAGGGAAAAGUGACCUGAAUUGCAGUUACGUCUGUACUUUAUCGCAUGUUCAACGUCUUGAAAAAAUGCUGUCAAAAAUAUGGGACCACCUUUUAAUGCUUAUAAGAAAAAAAAAAAUAGAAAAAUUAAAUUUGCGGUGCUCAAAUGUAAUUUGCCAAUCUGUCAAAAAAGUGAACAACGUUUAACGAAUAUUUGACUGGAAAGAAAAAUUAAAUAUCAAAAAUUAAUUUUUCUCCAUCGAUAUACAAGUCACAAAAGAUUUUAAACGUUUUCCAAAUUUUAGUUUGGAGGUGCCAUUGGUGGUCCCCAAAUUUCGGCCAGCAGUAGUAAAUAAAUGUUCCCUUGAAAUCUCGCGAAACGGCGUUUCAUAAGAAUCUUUCAUAAAAUAACUAGAGUAAGAGUAAUCGUAUAAGUGAUUUCGACAAAGGUUCGCUCGCAAUUUAUUUACCAAACGAAUGCUCAACUUUCUUCGGCACUCGAUUGUUUCUGCAAUCUUCUUUCAUGAUUUCGUUCGUAUCAUGCGACUAAAUCGCAGACGUAAGUGUAGCCAUCGAACCUUUUCGAUUCAGUAGUCGAUGAAUCCUUGUUUGUAUCCCGAAGAGUCAACGAAACGUACAAUUCCGAUAGUUGCGAUGAUGUUUCACAUAGCUGGAACGCAUUGAAGUCCUUAUCAGUUGUGUGCGAGGUAGGCACACGCAUUGAAUGAUCAAUUUAGAUCAUCAUCGUCAUUCGCAUGCGUGUGCACGUGGAUGCAUGGAAUCGUGAACGUGCAACAAUUGCUAGAAUUUCGACAGGCUUCGUACGGGCCUGUCAAUUUUCCAGAUAGCACCAAUGAAAAAUCGUGGAAACCUGAUACGAUCAAAAUUCACGGUAUACCAUUUUGUUCUGAGAAAAUGCUACCGAGCAAUCGACGAAAAACUGACUCGAUUCGCUAGAAAGUUGAAUUGAGGCAACUCUGAUAAUCUGAUGAGAGUAGUCGAGCGAAAACGAAUCGCGAGAAACUAAAUAUUCUCUGGCAGAUGAGAAUCUCUGAAGUUUCAAUUAAAACAUUGCACGACAAAGAUGAAAUUAAACCAGGGUACAUGCGUUCACGAUUUGAUUUAACGUUUCCACGAAUCUCAAUGGCUGAUAAAAUGGACGUAGUGGUAGGUGUACGUAUCCAAUUGAGUCGAGAAAGGGAAAUUUUGUUAUUCAGCGAGCGACCAAGCUACGAUAACUUUCCUUUCCAUGACUUUUCCCGUUAGAUUAUAAGGAUUAACAAUUGUGUUGAUAUAUCUAAUGUUAACGUGUCGUUGGAUUUAUAUAGAAUAGAGAGCUUAUUUAUUUUUAUACUGUAUGGUUUGAUAGCGUCCAAUAUAUUUAAUUGAACAACGACGAAACAUGCUAUUUGUUAUUAUCGCGAUGUUUCUUCGUUUCAUCGUAUUUGAACAGGUCCCGUGCCACCAGUGGCCCACAUUGUUUAUUGCAAACAUCAUUUUAAUUAAACGAGAUAUCUCACUGUUUGGUUUAGCUCUAGAAGUGAAACGAAUACAUAACAAAAAUGUAGCAAAUUCGAUAUUGGACGAAUGUUAACAUUAAGAAACACUUAUAACCUCUACAUAAUUUGUACUUGUAAAGGGCAUAAGUACUUUUUAAAAAAUAGGUGGCAUGGAACACUUGAAUUUAACAUAUUGAUUUUACCAAUAAUUAACGACCGUCGUAUAGCUAAUUCAUUAUCGUACGUGUAUGUAUAAUAUACAUAUAAUACGUAUCUAUAAUUAUAUGCGUGUGUCUCGUACGUAGAAUCACAUCGUGUCGUUUUUUCGUCGAUUCUUAGAGAUGAAUACUUGAAACGCGUAUUGUUUAGCUGUGUAAUAACUAUUUAGUAGUGAUUAGGAUAAUUUGCACGCAAUUGUGUCGCGAAUCGUGGUCCAGGCUUUAACGUAGAAUUCACCGUCGUAACACUUACGAGUGUUUCCUUCUUUCGGACCGGAAGUAGCAUCGAGAACCGUGCGAUCCACCUUUCAGGUUCAAUUUUCGACUAUCACCGUUACUCGGCGUAUAAAUGGUAACUCAUUUAACGUUCUUUAAAUUAAUUUCCUGUUUCUUCUUCUUCUUCUAUUAUCAUUUGUUGGAAAUGAAAUGGUUCUCGUCGCUGUUUACCGAAUCGAUCGAAAACUAUCGCAAACAUCGAUUACAUUUUUCUAUACCAUUUGCACUGUUCCUACGAACAACUGUGAAUCGUAUCGUAUCGAUAUAUACCUCACAAUCGUCCGUGUGUAAAAAGAAAUUUAAAAAAAAAGAAGAAGGAAAAAGGAGCGAUCGCGUCGUGCGCUAAAUCGACAUCGAAAACGGUACCUUCCUUUCAAUGUAUGGCAUCAAUUACGAUGUCGGGAUGUUCCCGACGCAACUGUUAAUUGGACCGUCCGGUUAAUAUCAACGUAAAACAACAGAAUGGAUAGAUACUGAUCAACGGUAUACGUUGCGGGAAACGUGUACGGGAAAGUACUCUGCGAUUACCAGAUAACCUCGUGCCGCUAUAUUGAUUUUCUUGGUCGAUGGAGGACGCCGGAAGAACGCUUUAUCUACUUCCCCUUUUAUUAAGAAUAUCGUCGCAAGGAGUGUAAGAAAUGAUGACGCUUGUUUCUAAAAUAUGGGCAUAUACCAAACAACUUAUCGUUCGAAAAUUAACACCUUACGAACGCAUGACCUUUAAACCUCCAUGUGAACAGUGAUAUUAAUUUCGGUAUAAAUUUCAGUGAACCUUCAAAAUAUUAAUUCCAUCUAUUAUUAAAAUAAAUUUUCAAUCUGUCUGUAUGUUUAUACACAUCGAUGCCGUCGAUAAAGCGUUAUUCGAGCGAGCACGACGCACACGCUUUCGUUAGUCUCUCUCAUUGACCAUUAAACGUUCAUUAAAUGUUCACUCAUUUUCUCUAAAUACGAACGGGUCCUCGUAUCGGGUCUCCCGAGGGUAUUUUAUCUAUCUGAUCAACGAACAGCAACGAAGUCCUAGCGAAAGAGAUCGCUCGCUGCACUGGGAAUUAUCCUGUUCAAUGACCCAGCGGAACAUUCGAAUCUCGCAGAGGUAUAUCGAUCGCGGCUCAAUUAAAGUGCAUUCGAUUGCAUCGGGGAUGAGACUUCGAAUCGUGGACUCGUUCCGACGUCAGUUGCAUCUACGACGAAGACUUCCGAGGGUCCAAUCACUGCUUUCAAAUAACCAUCAGCGAGAGACAACAUUCUUAUUGAAUAAUACACUGCUUUCCAAGCAACAAAUCGCAUUCAAAUCGCGUUCGAAAAAUCAGCGAUCAAUGAUGGCAGGAUGACGUCGCUUCGAGAUCGACCUUAAUAGGUGGUUGUAGAAAGAAUGACCAACCCCCAAGAGUAUAUCGAGAAAUAUUUUUUUAGAAACUCACCAAACGUUUCCAAGUACCAAGCGACUUUUUAUCAAUCGAGACCUCGAAGCGUUGAUACAUCCGGUCGAGCGUUUGUAAUUUUUCUGCAAAAACGUUCGCUGAUUGUUCGAGCGAUCGGACUAACAUUUUAUCUAACGUAACAUAUCGCUUUUUAAUGGUAGAUGUACGUCGAUAACCGUUCUAAUGUUACAAGUUGUGGUCAAGUACUUGCUUACACCGAAGGGACGUGUUCCAAGAAGUUGUAUGCAUCUUCCGUGAGAAAUGCGCGCAGUUCUUUUUAUUCCUUCUUUAUGACACUUUAUCUACGAGUGUAUUUUUAAUCUUAAUGAUUAAUUGAUGAUUAUUCGAGAAAGUAGGUUCUUUGUAGCAUAAUUUAUUCUACUGGAAGUGUUAAAUGCAGGCGAAACAAUGCUUAAUCAAUUCUGAGAGCUAGGUGGAACCACUUGUGGUUCAUUAUAAUUCAUUAGUGGUUGCGUACAUAAAUUGCCCGACGGUAAAGUGUUAACUUUACUGGAUACAUUAGCGUGCUUAUAAUUUCAUAGCAGCAUCGCGAGGCUCAUUUUCCUGGGAGUCGUUUCGAAAACUGUAUAGCCCAGUUUCCUUUCGAUUUUCAAUAAUUUAAUUCCAAAUAUAUCAAACAUUUGAGUUUCAAAAUAACUGUUUAAAAUAAUAUAAUUAAAUUACGUUUACUUUGAUGAGGCUAUAUAUUCUGUUGUAUCAAACUCAAUGUUUGACAACAUAAAGUUGAAAAUACAUUCAGAAUGUCUAUAAAAGCAGCUCGUCAAUAUAUAUCCGUUUGAAAUAAAUUCGCCAGCGAACUGCAACGUAUUAUCUGCACAGAACAUGCAAGGAUGAGCUACAUAUAACGUCGGCGGUUUAUCUCGCUGCAUGUUUCGUUAAAUUAAAUUAUCCUCGAACUGAUGAAUCCUUACCCAGUAUAUUCGUUAACGUGUAUACAAAAUACGGACUGCUCUGUAGCUCGCUAAUCAAACGCGAUUAGAAUCUGCGCGUAUUUCAUUUACGUGAUACACACACACACACACACGCGCGCGCACAAACACCUACACGAUCCAUAAUGAAACCGAGGAUAGCGUAAGAGAAAAGAAACGGAGUAAUUGAGAAAAAGAUUGGAAUGCGUUCCAAUCGAAUAAACUGAACAGUGCAAGUGCACCUUGAUACAUAUAUCUAUUUCGUCGUAGAAUGAAGAACGACUGGUUCGUAAUUGGAAGACAGAUUUGUUAAUUGUACGCAUUAAGUUUACGACACUUUCCACCAUUCCAUUAUGAGCAAAACGAUUGUAAGCGGUAUGGUGAACUCAUAUUGUGACCCAUUUAUAACGUAACCGCCGAGUACUGAGAAUAAAAAGUGUCUAAGUGGUACAUA